Molecule: messenger RNA, 1192 nt
Organism: Xylaria bambusicola
Lineage: Eukaryota; Fungi; Ascomycota; Sordariomycetes; Xylariales; Xylariaceae
Exons: 2
Coding region: 379-915 (178 amino acids)
Source: RefSeq, a predicted model, not a curated record
UUCAUUCGCUCAUUCAUUCACCAUCGUCCAUUCCUUAUGCCUUGAUUUACGGCCAACUUUGUCGCCCACCACUUCACUUCGUACAUUAGCGGCUUCUCCCGGUUCUUAUGUCUACACGACUUCCCUACGACGAAUUGAUAGGAAACAGUACCUGGUAGACUAGCUAGCUAUUCUAGUGACGUUUUUAGUCGCGCAUAUCUACGAUAUCUACACUCGUUCCACCGGCGUACAACUAUUCCGACCCCCGGUCGAAGGCGGGAGAUCCGGAAAUUAGAUACAAUAACCACGAAUACUGCUAUCAGCCUCUUACAUAUUCCCCAGACUACACGAUUACUGAGCGAGUGAGCAGUACAGCAAUCCGCUCUUAUCAUCGGCAUCAUGGAUUACGCCGCUGUUGCAAUUAGGUUCGGCAGGAUAGCCAGGCAUCUCGUCAUCCGCGAUGACAAAGAAAAAGACUGCCAUCCGCAGCCCAACAUCGAUCUCUGCGAAAAGCCGGCAACCUCGGACAAGACCACCCCGAUCACCAUCGGCGUCAUCGCAGGAAUUAUCGUCGUAGGCCUGGCCGUUGUGAUAACAUUCCUGCACUUCCGCCGAAAACGCAGAGACGAGAAGGAAUGGCCUAAGAAUAAUCAGGAACUCGAGGACUACGGCUUCAUAGAUCCGUCGUCUACCGUGCGCCAACCGCAAUCCGCCCACCAUAACCCGCAGGCGCAGCAGCAACAGCAGCAGCGAGACCAGUAUCAGCACUACGACGACAGUCCCGAUAGAGGAGGCUUCAACAAGCCGCCGCGCAACGACCUGGAUGACUUGGAGCGCUCGCUGCGAGGUGGCGGGCAGACGACGGGUGCCUUUCGACGGCAGAACGAGCAGGUCUCGGGGGAUAUGAAGCCCGUGGAACCGACGGAUCGGAUAUGAGGCACGGUUUCGUGUUGCGAUGUAUUUCUAUAAGAGGGAAAGGAGAGAUGAUGAUGGAGCGGAUGCGAUUAUGCGAUGUUUACAUGAGCCUUCUAGCGCGGAGUUUUGUGUCUUCGGUACUCGAUGUCCCUUGCGCCUUGUUAGUCUGAGUUCGAGCGAACUUGCUGGUCUACUAUCCGAUCUGGGCGAAUGGAUCCGUCAUUGGGGAAGCCUAUAUGCAGACCCUUAAAGCCCGUUGUCGCUAGCUCUUGAUGGUGCUCGAAUCAAAUAAUGUGAU